This is a messenger RNA of Drosophila virilis, 1706 nucleotides long. Lineage: Eukaryota; Metazoa; Arthropoda; Insecta; Diptera; Drosophilidae. The record is from RefSeq and is a predicted model, not a curated record.
AGAAGUCAAACGAUUAUAAGGCAGAAUUUGACUGUAGAUCAAAUUCCUAGUCAGUUUGAAAAAAAAUUUUGAAAUGCUUAAAACAAAUUUCUUAUUGUUUUUGGCCAUUGGCGGCUUAUUUAGCUUGACUCGUGUAGACUAUACAGCUGCUGCCCCAACGAAAAAUGCUGCCAAUGCUGGAAGUAAGAUGUUACUUCCAACGGAAAGCUUCCAAUUAACGCACACUGCUACCAAUCAGAAUUUACUUCCAAUGGCAAGCGGCACCGUUAACAAUAAGAAUUUACUUCCAACAGCGAGUUCACACAUAGCUGACACUGCUAAAAAGCAAAGUUUACUUCCAACGGAAAGCGUGCAAUUAGCUGAUAAUUUAAAGAAUCUGGAUUUACUUCCAAUGGAAAGUGUGCAAAUAGCUGACAAAUUGAUGAAUCAGAGUUUACUUCAAAUGGAAAGCGGUCAAUUAGCUAAUCAGAAUUUACUUUCACUGGCUAGCUCACAAAUAGGCCAAAUUGUGGAUAAUCAAAUGAAAAAUUUGGACACUUACAAAAAUCAAAGUUUAUUUCCAAUGGAGAAACUACAAGUCGCCGAAAGUUCCAAAAGUCACAGAUUGUUUCCAAUUGAAAACGUGCCACAGCUUGCGAUUCCAAGCGAAGUAAACCAUGUCACACAUAACGCAAUGAAGUCGUUAGAUGCAACAAAUGAUGAUCUUCAAAUAUUUGGCACACGCUUAUUACCGCUGGGCUAUAAGCUGAAAGCUUCCGAUUUGAGAGCCAUCCCUUCUCAGCCGCUAUUCAAUUAUAAGAGAACGUCUGAGGCUCGUAUGCCGCAAUAUGAUCGAUUCGAAACUCAAAAAGCAAGGAUCGAUUAUUACCGACCAUUAAGCUCCUAUAGGGAAAAAUAUUAUAUGAAAAAAGAUGGGCGCGAUUCUGAUUUUCAGAUUCCAUAUCUAAACUCGAACGACAGCGUGCCUCGAGAACUCGUCCAAAAUUUUGACAAUUUGCUUGCCGAGUCCGGCGACAAGGAAGAACCCGACAAAGAGAUAACUAUACCGUUGCCGGAGAGUGCUCACAACGCGACUGAGGUGCAAAUGAGGGUCCAGGCGCGUGCAAGACAAAACUAUUACCCAGGUGGAAAACUGGCUAACGUAUGUUUGGGAAGAUCGACUGUAUAUAAUAAGCCCAGGGUAAUGAAUUGGCUUGAGAAAAAAGUGUACAUGUAUUAUAGCACUGACGAUCAUAGCAAUGAUGUUCGUAUAAGCCUUGCACAAGAGGUUAAUCGUCCCAUGUAUUUUGAUCUCAGGCUUGAGCUCUUCAAAAAUGGAAAAUCCGAGGAGUGUCACGUACCAAGCUUAGACAAAUGGAGACAAUAUCUAGAAUGCGCUCUAAGGCGCAACCAACGAAUGGAAUACAUGAUACCAAUGUACCCUCUUCACCAAAUUGGAUAUAAAUAUCAUUGGUCGCGAUCUAUGGAUGAAAGAGGAUAUAAUAAUUAUCGAUCAUAUGUACCAAGAACUGAUUUUGGGAAAAUGUGGUGGUACACGCCGUACCCUGGUUGGCAACAAAGCUGAUAUAUUUAUUUUAUUAUAUAUUUAUUUUAUCUGGUUAUGCGCCCAUCAAAUCUCGGCUUAGUAAUGCGAGCUAUAGCACGCAGUCACAACGUUUCCCAAAAUAAAAUACUAAUAAUUAGGCGCAAAUUUGUCCAAGAGCGUA